CUACGGAGAUAACGGUUGGCAUCCUGGGCCCCCGCCAGGGCCCCGCCUUCUUGGCCUGGGGACUGAGGUCUGGGCUGCGUGGAGCUGGGGGCCGCAGCGUGCCGCCAGGAGGGGCUGGUUGGAGCCCUGCCACCCCGGCCCUGAGCCCCAACGAGGCUUCGAGGGCGGAGUCUCGUGCCCCGUUAUUUGGCGCGUCCACUCUUUUUCGCCCUCAGAAGGCUCCAAACGUCUUCGGGCAAGAUGGGUCUCUAUCGCGUCCGCGUGGCCACCGGGUCCUCGUUCUGUGCGGGCUCCAACAACCGGGUGCAGCUGUGGCUGGUCGGCGAGCACGGGGAGGCGGCGCUCGGGAAGAGCCUGCGGCCGGCGCGCGGUCAGGAAGCAGAAUUCAAGGAGGAUGUGCGGGAGUACCUGGGGCCGCUGCUGUUCGUGAAACUACGCAAACGGCGCCUCCUUCAGAAUGACGCCUGGUUCUGCAACUGGAUCUCGGUGCAGGGCCCCGGGGAUAGCGGGGAUGAGUUCUGGUUCCCCUGUUACCGCUGGGUGGAGGGCGAUGGCAUCCUGAGCCUACCAGAGGGCACUGGCCGCACGGUGGUAGACGACCCUCAAGGCGUGUUCAGGAAGCACAGGGAGGAGGAGCUGGAAGAGAGGAGGAAGCUGUACCGGUGGGGUAACUGGAAGGAUGGGUUAAUCCUGAAUGUGGCUGGGGGCAAAAUAUGUGACCUCCCUGUAGAUGAGCGAUUUCUGGAGGACAAGAAAAUCGAUUUUGAGGCUUCUCUGGCCAAGGGGUUGGCAGACCUAGCUGUCAAAGACUCCUUAAAUGUUCUGACUUGCUGGAAAGAUCUGGAUGACUUCAAGCGGAUUUUCUUGUGUGGCCAGAGCAAGUUGGCUGAGCGGGUGCGGGACUCCUGGAAGGAGGAUGCCUUAUUUGGGUACCAGUUUCUCAAUGGUGCCAACCCCAUGCUGCUGAGGCGCUCUACGCACCUUCCUGCCCGCUUAGUAUUCCCUCCAGGGAUGGAGGAGCUGCAGGCCCAGCUGGAGAAGGAGCUCCAGGGGGGCACGCUGUUUGAGGCUGACUUCUCCCUGCUGGAUGGGAUCAAGGCCAAUGUCAUCCUAUGCUGCCAGCAGCAUCUGGCUGCCCCUCUGGUCAUGCUGAAACUGCAGCCUGACGGGCAACUCCUGCCCAUGGUCAUCCAGCUCCAAGUGCCGCGAGAGGGGUCCCCGCCACCACUGCUCUUCCUGCCCACGGAUCCCCCCAUGGUCUGGCUUCUGGCCAAAUGCUGGGUCCGUAGCUCUGAUUUCCAGAUGCAUGAGCUGCAGUCUCAUCUUCUGAGGGGACACUUGAUGGCUGAGGUCAUCGCAGUGGCCACCAUGAGGUGCCUUCCAUCGAUACAUCCUAUCUUCAAGCUUAUAAUUCCCCACCUGCGAUACACCCUGGAAAUUAACCUCCGGGCCAGGACUGGGCUGGUCUCUGACUUGGGAGUUUUUGACCAGGUGGUGAGCACAGGUGGGGGAGGCCAUGUGGAGCUGCUCAAGCGAGCUGGAGCUUUUCUGACCUACAGCUCAUUCUGUCCCCCUGAGGACCUGGCUGACCGGGGGCUCCUGGGAGUCAAGUCUUCCUACUAUGCCCAGGACGCCCUGCGGCUCUGGGAUACCAUCUCUCGCUACGUGGAGGGAAUGGUGCAUCUCCACUACAAGACCAAUGAGGCGGUGAAAGGGGAUCUCGAGCUGCAGACCUGGUGUCGAGAGAUCACUGACAUUGGGCUGCUAGGGGCCCAGGACAGAGGGUUUCCUGUCUCCUUACAGUCCCGGGACCAGCUCUGCCACUUUGCCGCCAUGUGCAUCUUCACCUGCACCGGCCAGCACUCCUCCAUCCAUCUGGGCCAGCUGGAUUGGUACGCUUGGGUCCCUAACGCACCCUGCACGAUGCGGCUGCCCCCGCCGACCACCAAGGAUGUGACGCUGGAGACGGUGAUGGCAACCCUGCCCAACUUUCACCAGGCUUCUCUCCAGAUGUCCAUCACUUGGCAGCUGGGCAGACGCCAGCCCGUUAUGGUGGCUCUGGGCCAGCAUGAGGAGGAGUAUUUUUCAGGCCCUGGGCCCAAGGCUGUGCUGAAGAAGUUCAGGGAAGAGCUGGCAGCCCUGGAUAAGGAAAUUGAGGUCCGGAAUGCAAAGCUGGCCCUGCCCUAUGAGUACCUGCGGCCCAGCCUGGUGGAGAACAGCGUGGCCAUUUGAGCACCGCCUCCGGGGUCGUUUCAGCCCCCUUCCACCCAAGCCACAAGCCCACCUCUUAGUGCUUUCAGUCUUGCCCUCCCCGACCCCCUAUCUCCCAUCCUCCUGAAGAGUCACUUUUUCAUUGUCUUUAUGCACAGCAAGGAAGUUCAUUCCAGAUGCCCCACCUAGGGCCCCAUGCCCUGCCCCGUGCCCUCAGCACUCAGACCACCCACAGGGCAGAUAACAGCCAUGUAUAUAUACACUGUUUCUACAAAAGGGGAAUAAUACAUAUUACUCCACACCUUUUAUGAAUUAAAUAUGAUUUUGAACCUAAAUCGAGUUUAAUGACAACAAAAAGAUACUUUAGACAAUGAAAGAAAAGAACUUGGACUGAACUACCCUAAAUCGAAUAUAGGCAAGCUGGAUAUCCUGAAGCCAGAUGCAACACAGAGCAAGCCAUUAACACAGCAGUUCUCAAGGUUUUCAUUUCACAGCUCACUUAGAAAAUGAUAAAUGGAAAUAAACUUAUUAAAGUGAUUGAAGAAGCUGCUCCCAGCUAGAGAAAUAAUAGAGGCACUUGGCCUUGGGGUUUUGCCUGAGGGAUCCAUGUCUAUAACUAUUUGCAGCUCACCGGUUUGGAAGCUCCAAAUUAAAAUAAUUAACUGGAAAAAAUACUAAAACUUCAUUAUUUUAACAAGAGACAACAAAGGAAUUGAUAAAAUCCAACUUCUGUAUCUGAUUAAAAUUUUGGAAA
Molecule: messenger RNA, 2965 nt
Organism: Manis pentadactyla (Chinese pangolin)
Lineage: Eukaryota; Metazoa; Chordata; Mammalia; Pholidota; Manidae
Product: polyunsaturated fatty acid lipoxygenase ALOX15
Exons: 14
Coding region: 241-2232 (663 amino acids)
Biological process (GO): linoleic acid metabolic process; lipid oxidation
Cellular component (GO): plasma membrane; cytosol
Molecular function (GO): protein binding; arachidonate 12(S)-lipoxygenase activity; arachidonate 15-lipoxygenase activity
Source: RefSeq, a predicted model, not a curated record